UUUUUUUUUUUUUUCCAGUGUCCGUCUUGGCUUCUUUUUUAAGAAACACAGCCAAAUUAAGCUAAUGCUGUGAAAAUUCUAGACCGACAAGCAGGUUUUUUUUUUUUCUUUUGUUGUCGAUCAGGUUAUUAACAAUAUGCAAAGAAGGCCGUUGUGUUUGUUUCCGAUUUGAAAGAAAGAAAAGUAUAAAAGAACUGAUUUUCUGUUCGUUUUUCUUCUUUCUUAAUUCCGUUACUUUUUUUUCAUCAACACUUGUCAAAACCUAUAUCGUUAUUACAACAUGUUUCAAUUCUUGAAUGACUGGAAGCGUCAAAAGGCCGCAAAUAACAAGCACUCAAACAAUACUCAUGCUGCAGAAUUGGAACAAGAUGAAGUACAGGACUACAUUAUUCGAACAGAUUCAAUGGCAUCAGAUAACUCGUCAACGCCUUCUUCAACGGCGACAAGAGAUUCAGCUCCUGCCAUGUCCACGACACCAACGUCCACUAUUGAUUCUCCUCACUGGUUGAUUGACUGGAAUCAAUCGAAAAGACCUUUAUCGUUUAAAGAGGAUUAUGUGUCCUUUCCGAGUCUUGAAGCUCCAACAAAUAAUGAAGUAUCUUGUUCUAAUUGAAUUCAGCCAAUGAUACCGGCAAUAACAACAGCAGUAAAUCAUCUCUCCUCAUUCAAUAUAAUAAGCAAGCAGAAGAAUUAUAUUUAUACCAACGGACUGAAAGAUAUAUUUAUAUACACAUCAAGAUGCAUUUUAUCACCAUA
Messenger RNA from Mycotypha africana, 756 nucleotides. RefSeq lists its product as uncharacterized. Lineage: Eukaryota; Fungi; Mucoromycota; Mucoromycetes; Mucorales; Mycotyphaceae. The transcript has a single exon. The record is from RefSeq and is a predicted model, not a curated record. Bases 281 to 613 code for a protein of 110 amino acids.